AUGGGUGACCGUGUUGAGGGAGACACCCCUAUCUAUCCGGGCCAAGAAUUCGUCAGUGCUUCUGGCGAGUAUCAACUCAUCUUUCAAGAGGACUCCAACCUAGUCCUCUACAAACGCAACGACGAUGGGUCUGAAGCCAUCUGGGCUUCGAACACAUACUCUGACGAAGGCUCGACCAACCACUCAGUCCUGGUUCAGCUAGACGGCAAUUUUGUAUUAUAUAACGCGGAUGGCCAGGCAUUGUGGGCUAGUGGAAGCAACUACGAUGCUGUCAAGCCCUACAUUCUUGUUCAGGAUGAUGGCAAUGUUUGUCUGUAUGACGAGGAGGUCGAAGGAUGUCACUGGUCCACUGGAACCAGUCAGUAG
Molecule: messenger RNA, 366 nt
Organism: Lithohypha guttulata
Lineage: Eukaryota; Fungi; Ascomycota; Eurotiomycetes; Chaetothyriales; Trichomeriaceae
Exons: 1
Coding region: 1-366 (121 amino acids)
Source: RefSeq, a predicted model, not a curated record